AAUAUAAAGUGGGACCCACAGAGGAGCACACAACACUAUUUAGUGUAGACCCCUUCCUGAAGGAGCUGCAGCAGUCACCAUUUCUGUUUACUGGCAGUAGCAGCUAGUGAUUUGUACAUAUAUUUGCACAAAAUAUAAUUUAGGGUGUACUGCUUCACCAACCAAAAUCAGUGCUUUGUGCUCAAACUUCAUUUCCAGUUAGGUCCAAAAUGUUCCUGAGUUCCGUUCUGAAUUUGCUUGUUAACACCCAAAAAUUGUCAAAUUUGACAAGAUAUAAUAAAUAAUCUUUGGGGUAAUUUGAGCUGAAACUAAACAUUUUAAAAACCCAUUCUGGGAACACCAAUGAUUUGCAUCUUAUCAUGAACAGGGAUAUAUUGCGAUGAUGAUGAUGAUGAUGAUGUCGUUCCAAUCCUGAGAUCUUCAUUCAUGAACACAAAGGAAGAUAUUUUAGAUGAAAUGCGAGAGCUCCCUCAUCUUCCAUGGACAGCAACAGUCCAGAGAGUUCAGAUAAGGAAACAAGAACAUUGUCAAAACAUUGACUUCAUUGACAUCCAUCUGACUUCAACUGUAACAAUAUGAAGGUCUCUGGGGAUUGGAACGACACAAGGGUGAGUAAUUAUUAACAGAAUUUUCAUUUUUGGAUAAACUAAUACAUUAAGGAUGCAAACAAAUGCAGAUGUCAAAUUACACCUCAGUAUUUACAAUCUUUAAACAUUAACAGCAAUCUAGCAAUGAUUGGCAGAGCAGGCAAUCGUGUAAGUGUUAUCUUUUGUUAAGAUAAAUCGUGCAAACUUAAAAAUGUUAACGUAAUGCCACACUGCCCUCUCUAGCUGAGGGGAAAGUAGUGAAGUGUCCUCGCAUCCUGUGGUCACCUAGGUGAGAAUACACACAACGCUUUUAUGGCCUCUUAUCUGUUCUGUUUAAACUGCCGCCUCCACUCCUAUUUCCUCUCAGUACUGUGGAAUUAACUGAAACACUUUAUAUUAAAUAAACACUGAUUAAUCUGCCACACGCAAAUGUAUAUGCAUCUACUUCUGGAUGCAGCCGUCGCGGGUCUCGCUGUUGUCUAAGAUCAAUGGCAUGACUGGCACGGCCAUGUGAGAUUUACCAUCAGUUUAUCCUCGUUCAUUUCCUGAAAACAAGUUUGUUAUCGUUUUUCCUUUUCGUACUUGAGUGACUCAUGGAUUCUCUGUUGCUCUCUCAUUCCUACCAUAUAAAUACAGCUUUAAAGGGACAUGUCUUCUGUGUGGACCAUCGCAGUCUCUGGAGGUCUUGGAGACUUCAUCGUUCUGUUCUUUAUUUUGUAUAUAAGUCAAACUAAAGGUUCAUUAUUCUUUUUUUUGGGAAAGUUCACUGAUUCCCUCCUGCUCAGCUUGGUCAGUCAUGCUUCUUGCCUGCUUUUUUAUAUUUUUUGCCCUUUUUCCUCAUCUUCGGUGGUGCAUGUAUGUUCCUGCACAGAAUGUGCUUCUGCAGUUUGGCACACAAGUCAGGGAACGCCUGCUUUACACAGAUGGGUUGUUUCUUGAAAUGAAUCCCGAUGGCUCCGUCAGAGGCUCUCCUGAAAAGAAUCAAAAUUGUGUGCUGGAGCUGCGUUCAGUCAAAGCGGGUGAAACCAUCAUCCAGAGUGCAGCUACGUCUUUCUACCUCUGCGUCGAUGAUCAAGACAAGCUGAAAGGACAGCAUCAUUACUCCGCAUUAGACUGCACCUUUCAGGAAUUGCUACUGGAUGGAUAUUCGCUUUUCCUUUCUCCACACUCUAAUCUUCCUGUAUCGCUCCUCUCGAAACGUCAGAAACACGGCAAUCCUCUUUCUCGGUUCCUCCCUGUUAGCAGAGCAGAGGACAGCCGGGCACAGGAGGUGAAACAGUAUAUUCAGGAUAUAAACCUGGACUCUGACGACCCACUAGGAAUGGGACAUCGCUCACACAUACAGACCGUCUUCAGUCCCAGUCUGCAUACUAAAAAAUGAAGACAUGCUUUGCAUUAACACUGGACUGCAAGGUUAAAAUGAUUUGUUACUGUGUUUUGUUGCUGUCAGGAACUGUAUUUAUUUAAAUAUAUUUAUUUAUUUGCUGUAUUUAAAUGAAGUAAUUUAAAUAUUGUUCUAUUAAUGUGAUUGUUUAUUUAAACAUUUAAAUGACAGACGUCUGCUGGAGCAGAUUUUACUUUCAGUUCUUUUUUAAGUUCACCGAGUCCGUAUGAUUUUUGCUUGAUUAAAAAUUUUAAUAAAUAAUAUUCCAACAUGGCUCAGUUUUACACAAUUCAUAGAGCACACACAUACACACCCGAUAUAACAGCAGAGAU
Danio aesculapii is the source of this 2303-nucleotide messenger RNA. It is a transcript of the gene fgf21, whose product is annotated as fibroblast growth factor 21. Gene Ontology annotation, cellular component: cytoplasm. The record is from RefSeq and is a predicted model, not a curated record. Bases 1384 to 1968 code for a protein of 194 amino acids. Lineage: Eukaryota; Metazoa; Chordata; Actinopteri; Cypriniformes; Danionidae. Gene Ontology annotation, biological process: cell differentiation; animal organ morphogenesis; positive regulation of gene expression. The transcript has 4 exons. Gene Ontology annotation, molecular function: fibroblast growth factor receptor binding; growth factor activity.